Molecule: messenger RNA, 1035 nt
Organism: Cricetulus griseus (Chinese hamster)
Lineage: Eukaryota; Metazoa; Chordata; Mammalia; Rodentia; Cricetidae
Source: RefSeq, a predicted model, not a curated record
AUGACCAAAACAAGUGAAAUUAAACACCAGACUUUCAAGGAAGAACGAAUACCAAUAUUGUUCAAAUUAUUGUGUAACCUGGAAAAUGACUGCGUCUUAGCUAGAGUUUCUAUUGUUGUGAUAAAACGCUAUGAACAAAAGCAGCUCUGGAGUAAAGGAUUUAUUGCAACUUACAGUUCCAAAUUCAGUCCAUCCUCAGAGGACAUCAAGGAAGAAAUUCAAGCACACGACCCCGGCCUGAGGGGCAACAAAAUCUCCAGCGGGUUAGCUGGCUUCUUCGGAGCCGGAGAAGCAGGCUACUCGCACGCUGAUUUGACCAGCAUUCCUCUAAUGAAUCCAGGUAUGAAUCCCCUGUCUCCAUAUUUAAAUGUGGAUCCACGAUAUCUUGUUCAGGAUACUGAUGAGUUCAUUUUGCCAACUGAGGCUAACAAGACCCAAGGCCGAUUUGCGCUAGUUCUUUUUUUUUUUUUUUUUUUUUUUUUUUUUUUUUUUUUUUUUUUAACCAGUGGAGGAUGUUGCAUGACAGGGGCUGCAUUUGGGGUAAUGAAUGGUCUUCGGCUAGGAUUGAAGGAAACCCAGAGCAUGGCCUGGUCCAAACCAAGAAAUGUACAGAUUUUGAAUAUGGUGACUAGGCAAGGGACACUUUGGUCUAAUACUCUAGGUUCCUUGGCUUUGCUCCAUAGUGCAUUUGGUGUUAUCAUUGAGAAAACAUCUGGUGCAGAAGAUGACCUCAACACAGUAGCAGCAGGAACCAUGACAGGAAUGUUGUAUAAAUGUACAGGUGGUCUUCGAGAAAUAGCACGUGGUGGCCUGGCAAGACUGACACUCACCAGUCUCUAUGCACUGUAUAGAGACUGGGAGCACAUGAAAGGUUCCCUGCUCCAACAGUCACUCUGAAGUCUUUGCCACCUCAGGAAUGGGGGACAUUUCAUAGUCAUCCAGACCAAUUAAUAAGUCAGUCUGGAGUUGCUUUCUCUCUUGUACCUACAAUUACUUUGAACAUUUGGAGACUCUGAUUUGCUGUGAUGAAGAUCA